AUGAACGACUACCUUUAUGAUGGUGGCGGUUUGCCCGCUCAAAUGAUGCCCCAGGGAAACCAGGGAUCCCUCAGUGAUAUGCCCGGAUCUUCGUUACAGCAAAUCCCUCAAUCCUCGCAUCAAAUGCAAGGCCAGGGAGGGUCUGGGAACAACCAGAAGGAAAGGUUCGCGCGAGAAAACCACAGUGAAAUUGAGAGGCGAAGGAGGAACAAAAUGACACACUACAUCAACGAAUUGGCUGAGAUGGUCCCUCAAUGUGCUGCUUUGGGUGAGAUUUCCUUUUUUUCUAUUGUUUUCAAAUUUUUAGGCAACAACUUUGGUCAUGGAUAAUAUAGGCCGUAGCUGGGUGAAGGAUGCCCUUAGUGGAGUGGAAUUUUUUGGUGAUGUUUUAGAGGGACUGAGGAACGUUUUAAAAAGUUUUUAGACGUUAUUCCUGCCUUGUUCUUUUUUCGGUAUCUAAAAUAAGGUCUGAUAAGUUUUGGAUCUGACAAGAAAUUGGUUAGGGAUAGCGGCCUGAUAUUUUUUAUGUCUAUGCUCUGUGGUACUGACCUGCUAAUCGAGUACAAAUUAGCCCGAUACUGACUGUUUCCACCGUUAUAUUACACAUUUCCAUCAAUACAGCUUCAGGUCGGAAACCGGACAAACUCACCAUCCUCCGAAUGGCCGUCACACACAUGAAGCAGAUCCGUGAAAUAUCGACACCCACUGAUCCGGCCUUGGCCAACGUCAACAGCUACAAACCCACUUUUCUCACCGACCAAGAGCUAAAACACAUGAUCCUCGAAGCGGCGAAUGGAUUUUUGUUCGUGGCCGCCUGCGACAGUGGCCGCGUCCUCUACGUGGCCGAUAGCAUCUUACCCGUGCUGAAUCUUCGCCAGGAAGAGUGGCUGGGCCAUUCCAUUUACGAUCUUGUGCAUCCGGACGACAUGGAUAAGGUCCGGGAUCAGCUCUGCGCCUCCGAAGCCAACCUCAACCGCACUUUGGACUUGAAAUCAGGCUCGGCGAAGAAGGAGCAGCGCGUUGGCCCACCAAUUCAUAUGGGAUGCCGGAGGGGAUUCAUCUGCAGAAUGAGAUUGGGUAAGGAGAUUUUUUGUUUUUUUUUUGAAAUUUAGGUAGAAAAUGAAGAGGAAAUGAUGUUUGAUAGUUAGAAGAGGCCUUACUGGAUCUCGGAAAAUUGAUUUGGAAUUUUUUCCACUUGAUUUUUUGGUACAGUGACGGACCUGAUCUAGUGGCAAAAAACGUACCGUUUUGUAUCCAGGAAGUAUCAAAAAUGUGGCAAAACGCUUCCCUUUACAAGAGAAAAAACUUGGUUUUGAAGAGCGCGCCCUUUUCCUCACAAAAAGAGCGGCUUUUGAAAUCGGAUUUUUUUCUUUUUUCACUUGGAGAGGGAAGCAUUUUGCCACAUUUUUGAUGCUUCCCGGAUGCAAAAUGGUACGUUUUUUGUCACUGGAUCAGGUCCCCCACUGUAUUUUUGAGGCUUUCGAAGUUUUGAAAAUCAAAAUUAAUCCUCAAAAUUAAGGAAAAUUUUUGCAGGAAACAUUGAGCCCUUGCACAGGCUACGAAACCGCCGCCCUCUCUUCACCCACAACGGCCAAACCUACGUUGUGAUGCACUGUACCGGCUACGUGAAACAAACCCCACCGCAAGGCGUGGAACAAACGAACGCCAGCUGUUUAGUGGGUGUCGCCCGUCUCCAAGUCGCCUCCAUGCCCACCGUGAAGCCCGACGGAAUCGAUGGGGAACAGUUUUGCAUGCGCUGGAAUGAAGAGGGAAAGAUCACUUUCGUCGACCAACGAGUCUACCAUAUCCUCGAUGUGCGCGCGGACGAGCUGAACGGACGCUAUUGCUGGCAAGGCAUCCAUCCAGCAGACGAACAGACAGUCAGAGAUGCAUUUACACAACUCAUGCAGAACAACCAGCCCUUCCAAUUGACCUAUCGCUUCGCCCGACCGAACGGCGUUUACAGCCAGUGCACGGUGGACGCGUUCAAGUUCCUAAACCCCUAUUCGGAACAGUUUGAGUAUGUAGUAGCAACAGCCAGACUAAUAGACCCUGCGGCCGAGGAGAUUGCAGCAAAUCAACAACUCCCCGACCUGAUUAUACAUCAGAAUAAUCCGAUUCAGCCAGCGGGAUUUGAAGGCACUCAGUGGAAUCAAAAUCAAUCGGUAAGGGGUUUAAAAGGCUUGAAAUUUGAUUUUGGGAAGUUAGAGGGUCAAUGAUUGCGAUUGAAGGGAGUUAUGGGCAAAUUUGGAUAUUAUUAGGUUGGCAACUAAGUUAUUGAAAUUUUUUUUGCAUUAUUCCACAGACCUUCUUAAGUCAGUAUGGCUAGUAUCACACUAUCCCACCUGUAGUAGGGUUAGAGUACUAUCAAACCCAGAGGCAUCGAACUCGCAGCUCGCGUGUAGGUGUAUUACCUUGAAUUGAGGGUAUUAUAGUUGUUGACUGUCCAGCCUUUAAAGGUUGUGGCAAAAACAAAAGCAGUCAAAAAUUUCAAUAACUUAGUUGCCAACCUAAUAUUUUAGGUAAUAGUGGUCAAGAAUAAUGUAAAAAGUGAUGGGAUUGCGAUUUUAUUGGUGAAUUAAGAGGUUGUAGAGUAUGAAAAGAUAAUUUUUGAUUUAAUUUGGCAGUGGUUUGAAGUAUAAAAAUCAAAAUUUUUGGUCAGAAGGUCAUGAAUAAUAUAGGGGAUAUCUUGAAGGUAAAUGAGUGGAGUGGAGAAGUUAUGGUGGUUUUAGGACGAUAAAGGCUCAAUAAGACUAGUGGAAUGCGAGUUAGAAGUAUCUUCGCCUUUAGGAGGAGCUAAAAUUAUAUUGUAGUAGACACUAAAAUCAUGUAUAAUAUAGGGGAAAUUGAAGUCUUCCACACCUUGGAUGGCUAUAAUAUUGUAGAGAAAGCCCUGAAAAGACGAUUUGGAUUUUAAUUUCGAAUGAUUUCAGCCCGGCGAACCGAUGCCCGCCGCCUCGAUGAGCAACUACCAACCCCAACUGGCUCAAAUGUCGCUCAGCCAGAACGCGACGAACCCCGCCCCCCUGACGGUGGACCCCUGGCUGAACCAAAUACCCCCCAUCCAACAGCAGAACCCAUACUGGAAUCAAGAAAGCGCCGAGUCCAUUCCACUUGCUCAAUCUCAAUGGAAUUAUUUGAAUCAAUAA
This is a messenger RNA of Bursaphelenchus xylophilus (pine wood nematode), 3149 nucleotides long. The record is from the annotation of a GenBank genome assembly. NCBI's taxonomy places the organism in Eukaryota, Metazoa, Nematoda, Chromadorea, Rhabditida, Aphelenchoididae.